Molecule: messenger RNA, 1374 nt
Organism: Cyclopterus lumpus (lumpfish)
Lineage: Eukaryota; Metazoa; Chordata; Actinopteri; Perciformes; Cyclopteridae
Product: transcription factor E2F4-like
Exons: 10
Coding region: 217-1143 (308 amino acids)
Biological process (GO): regulation of transcription by RNA polymerase II
Cellular component (GO): RNA polymerase II transcription regulator complex
Molecular function (GO): DNA-binding transcription factor activity, RNA polymerase II-specific; RNA polymerase II cis-regulatory region sequence-specific DNA binding; protein dimerization activity
Source: RefSeq, a predicted model, not a curated record
CUAGUGGGGGAGGGACAAUCAGUAACGUGGGGACGUUCCCAUAAACAUUGGCUUUAAACUGCGGAUGCGUGUACCUGCCCACUAUAACUUGAAUCUGCAUUUAAAAUAUACCGUAUAUGCUUAAAAUACGACCGGGUUUCUUCCUCUGGACCGCUAACGUUAACUUAGUAACGUGUAACGUUACCGCAUGGCCCGACACUUUCCAGGUUUAGGAGAAUGGAUCCAGAAGGUAGCCCACAUAGUCCAGACGCAGACCAGAUCCCCAAAUACCAGAGGAGUCUAAGGAGCCUUCAUAUGCUCGCAACGAGGUUUGUCCGGCUGUUGCAAGAAGCUGAGGGCGGACUGCUGGACCUGAAGGACGCCGUCAGGGUUCUGGCUGUUAGACAGAAAAGGAGAAUCUACGACAUCACAAAUGUGUUGGAGGGCGUGGGUCUGAUUGUGAAAAUCUCCAAGAGCAUUGUAAAGUGGAAUGGCACAGUGCCAGGAGACAAUGCAUACAGGGUAAGCAACAGAUUGAUGGAGCUGAGGGCAGAGUUGAUGGACUUGGAGCAGAAGGAAAGUGUGUUGGACCAGCAGAAAUUCUGGGUUGAACAGAGCACCAGGAACACAAGAGAAGACUGCAGUGAUCUGACCUAUGUGAAUCAUGACGAUAUCUGCAACUGCUUCAGUGGCCACACUCUCUUGGCAGUACAAGCGCCAUGUGGCACACAGUUAGAUGUGCCCAUUCCCAAAGCUGUCCAGAACUGCCCAGCAAAGUACCAGAUCCAUCUGAAAAGCAUCAAUGGACCGAUAGAUGUUGUUCUUCUUAACAAGCUCUCUGUCAGCUCUGUUCCUGUCGUUCUGCCAGUCCCACCGCCUGAAGAACUUUUACGGGACGCCAAAUCAGCCAUGUCCGCUUCAGACGAGACAGAAAGCAGUAUUGCUCCGUGUCAGGCUUCAGCGAACAUCAGACAUGGCAGCAUAUCAGUAAGGACGUUCAUGGAGGACAUGCUGCACCUUCAGUCAUCGUCACGUUCAAAUGCUGAGCCGCACAGAACGGAUACAUCUAAAUUGCGAGAUUUAUCAAAAGAACUGCAGGACCUACUGCGCCCGACCAAAGAAAUAAUGAAUGUAAAUCUGCUCAAGGAGCUUUUAGCCUCUUAAGUUUUUUCUCCUCUCUGCCGUCUAACUCCGCCCCCAUCUGAACAAGAAUACGUCUAUAAUCUGGAUGAGAGUGACGGCAUCUCUGACCUCUUGGACAUCCCCACGCUCUGUUUGACCAUAAACUUCUUUGUUGAGGACUUCAAAGAAAACAGUUUACUCCAGAAAUGUACAUUGUUGUCUGGUUUUAAUUAGUUAUGUUAUUAUACCAAAUAAUAAACAAAUGCUUUUGAA